Notodromas monacha is the source of this 483-nucleotide messenger RNA. NCBI's taxonomy places the organism in Eukaryota, Metazoa, Arthropoda, Ostracoda, Podocopida, Cyprididae. The record is from the annotation of a GenBank genome assembly.
AUGCUUGGAGAAGAAAGCCGAGAUAUUCCCAAGAAGAUCCAGAAGUACGAGCAUUUCCUGAACGAAGUGCUCAAAGUACAGUUGAGGCAUCUGAUCGAGGAGCGAAGAAAAGUUUCUGAAGACAUCGCGGAUCUCAAAACACUUCAGGAUACGUUUCGCGCCUUUAGAAUCAACGAAUGCGGGAAAUUGAAAACGUUAACUGACAUAGGCGGUGGGUUUUUCAUGCGCGCCGUUGUGUCACGUACCGACAGAGUGUUAAUCGAUGUCGGGUCAAAGUUCUUCGUCGAGCUGACCUUGGACGAAGCCGACAAGGUUGUGGAGGAAAAACUGGGUCUUUUGGAAGCCAAAAGUGAUCAGUUCCGAAAACGUGCCUGUGAAGUUCAAGCCGAUAUUGAAACUGUGUUGGCGGGUUUGCGUGAGCUGCAGAAAAUCAAGCCUGGAUUGAAAGAUGAGUCUGUGAAACGGGCAGCUGAUAUUUGGUGA